AUGCCUGGGCGACUUAAUAGAGAAGAGCCUCCUUCCCAGCCGCCAUCCCAGCCGCCACAAGCUGAGAUGGAUAGAACAACGUCUACGGAAGAUAUCCCAGGGCAGCCCAACAUGGUACCAUGGCCCAUUUCACGAUCCUCUCCAGCUCAUGAUGACAACAGAAUUCCUGAUACGGAGAACAAUGGCAAGGAAACCAACGGCACCAAUAACUCCUCUCCUCGUCCUCAAUCUUCCCCAGGCCAUAUAGACGUGAGUAGAUGGGCACCCUCCGAUUAUCCAUUUAGGAUGGAGAAUACCACAUCUAUGGAAGACAUCCCAGGGCAGCCAGGAGGAAUUGAAAGGAACAAUAAUGCCACAAGCCUCCUAGGAGGAGAAGAGACAGACCAGCGACGGCAUCCUCAAACUCACACAAGCACCCCUACUGGGACUAAUUUGGGCCAAGGCGAGUCUGGCAAUCCUAAAUUUAUUGACUCCGAACCUAACGACGACUAA
Molecule: messenger RNA, 492 nt
Organism: Clonostachys rhizophaga
Lineage: Eukaryota; Fungi; Ascomycota; Sordariomycetes; Hypocreales; Bionectriaceae
Source: the annotation of a GenBank genome assembly